Molecule: messenger RNA, 2918 nt
Organism: Danio aesculapii
Lineage: Eukaryota; Metazoa; Chordata; Actinopteri; Cypriniformes; Danionidae
Product: cadherin-18
Biological process (GO): calcium-dependent cell-cell adhesion; homophilic cell-cell adhesion; cell-cell junction assembly
Cellular component (GO): adherens junction; plasma membrane; catenin complex
Molecular function (GO): cadherin binding; calcium ion binding
Source: RefSeq, a predicted model, not a curated record
ACAGCCGAGCAGCACACGCUCGACAAGGGAGCACACGCACACACACACGCGCGGUGACAAUGAUACGCAUGGGACGGAAAGUCUCUUUGGAAACUUUACAGCGAGCACCAGAGACGCAGACACAUUCGUGGACUUGUAUCAUUAGGAGAUUCAACAUGGCCGCCGCUGUCACCUUACAUGUUCGUUGCAUCUGGGCUUGAACGCAUCUGCGAAUACUUCUCGGGUGCAUGAUGUAAAUGCAUUUCUGACGCCUUUCCAAGAUGAACGACUGAAAUAUGAAACUCAUUCAAGCAUUCUGGACCUCCGGGGCGACGUCUGAUUAAAUCAAGCCCUUCAGACGCGCAUCCGAGGAGGGGAAGAAGGAGUAGAGGUGGCUGCUGGUUGGUGGUGGUGGAGGAGGUGGAGACGAAAGAGGAUUUGGGAAGCAUCUACAUCCAUUGGAAUAUACCAUUUGUGGAAUACCACUGUCUGUUUGGAAUAUUGCUGAACUUUGGGAGUUUCACCAUAGUUUUUGGGAGUCCUUGCGGAAUAUUGGGAAUUUGUGUCCGGUUUGCAGUCAUGAAGGUGAACCCGAGCUCUUGUUUGUGUCCUGUACUUCUGUGUCUGUGUUUUCUGGAGAGGGGUUACGAGGCCAGAAAUUACAGCCAGGCCAAAGUUAUUUCCAGGAGCCACAAUGCAACUCGUCACAACCAGACUAAGGAUGGGGAAACCGAGGUUCACCAUCGGCCCAAACGCGGAUGGAUAUGGAACCAGUUCUUUGUCUUAGAGGAACACAUUGGGACAGAUGCACAAUAUGUAGGAAAGCUGCAUUCUAAUUCAGACAAAGGCGACGGUUCGGUCAGGUACAUCCUCAGCGGUGAAGGAGCAGGGAGUAUAUUUAUCAUCAACGAGGUAACGGGAGACAUCCACGCCACCAAAAGUCUGGACCGUGAAAAGAAAUCACAUUAUGUUCUUCACGCGCAGGCCAUCGACAUCAACACCAACAAACCUCUGGAGCCUGAGUCAGAGUUCAUUAUAAAAGUUCAGGAUAUUAAUGACAAUGCACCCAAAUUUCCCGACGGACCCUUCGUCACGUCUGUGCCUGAGAUGUCAGAACUUGGUACAUCAGUUUUUCAAGUGACGGCGACGGACGCCGAUGACCCUACAUAUGGAAACAGUGCACGGGUGGUCUACAGCGUUCUACAUGGACAACCGUACUUCUCCGUUGACCCCAAAACUGGUAUCAUCAGAACAGCUCUGGCAGACAUGGAUCGAGAGGCGAGAGAACAUUACUCAGUGGUGAUUCAAGCCAAAGACAUGGCAGGACAGGUGGGAGGACUGUCGGGCUCAACCACGGUCAACAUCACGCUAACUGACAUCAACGACAACCCACCCAAGUUUCCUCAGAAGAAUUACCAGGUGUUUGUCCCAGAGUCGGCGCAGGUGGGGAAACCAGUGGGGAAGAUCAAAGCCAACGACGAGGACAUCGGAAUCAAUGCAGAGAUCAAAUACAGCAUCCUGAACCCCGAGGGGGCUGCCGUUUUCUCCAUGUCCACAGACAAAGACACCAGAGAGGGAGUAAUCACACUCAGAAAGCCAUUGAAUUAUGAGAAGAAGAAGCAGUACAGUCUCCACAUCUCAGCAGAAAACACACACGUGGACCAGCGUUAUUCUUAUCUGGGCUCCUUCAAAGAUGACGCCACACUCAAGAUCACAGUGGGAGACGUGGACGAACCGCCGCUUUUCUCCAUGGAUUAUUACAUUAUGGAGGUGUAUGAAAAUGCCAGAGUGGGCACUGAAGUGGGAGCCGUUACAGCCAGAGACCCCGACAGUAAAAAUAGCCCCGUCAGCACUGCCAGCAUCACGGCCCGCCGCCGCUUCCACAGACUGACCCAGGAGCUGUACGAGCUGCCGGUGGUCGUGUGGGACGACGGAGAACCUGUCUUGAGCAGCACCGGGACCCUCACGCUCCGGGUUUGUUCCUGUCAAAGGGGCACCAGGCUGAAGAUCUGCCAGAGCGAAGCGUUUCUGUCCUCCGCAGGACUCAGCACUGGAGCUCUCAUCGCCAUACUGCUCUGCAUCCUCAUUCUGCUGGCCAUCGUGAUUCUCUUCAUCACAUUACGGAGAAGCAAAAAAGAGCCGCUGAUCAUCUCAGAGGAGGACAUCCGGGAGAACGUGGUGACUUAUGAUGAUGAAGGAGGAGGUGAAGAGGACACCGAAGCUUUUGACAUCAUCGCUCUACGAAACCCUGCUGCUGCCGAGGAGCUCAAGUUUCGCCGGGAUGUCCAACCUGAGUGCAUCCGGCCAUGGUCAUCCCGGAGGCCAAUCCGGAGCCGCCUCAGCCCCUCGUCCCUGGACAUAGACGAGGAGACGGAUGUGGGUGAGUUUAUCAAACAGAGGGUGUCCGAGGCGGACCAGGACACUAGUGUACCACCCUACGAUUCCUUACAAACCUAUGCUUAUGAGGGUCAAGGUUCUCCAGUCGGCUCCAUCAGCUCGCUCGGGUCGCCUGGAGCUCAUUCUGAACUGGACUACAAAUCUCUCGAUGACUGGGGUCCAAAGUUUGAGAAAAUUGCAGAACUCUAUGGAGAGGAUAUUGAGACGGCGUCUGAAUCCACUGAAAAAGCAGAGUCAGAGAAGCAGACAUAAGUGUUUCUGAGAAAACUGCACUAACCAAUGCUAAAAACUCAACCUUUCAGCUCUUUUUAGACAUCCGUGUCAUGGUUUCAUCGAUACACUGAGAUGUUUGUAACUCUACAGCUGUAACGACUGACUGACUGCCUUUUUCUCUCGUUUUCUUUUGGAUGUUCGGAGCUCUGAAUCCCAACAAGACAAUGAUUUUGAGAAGAAAAUGAAACAAAACAAAUGGGAAAAAAACGAAUGAAAAUAAGGAAACUAUUUUAACUGGUGUAUAUUUUUUAUUGCUCAAUAAAGUCCUG